UUUAACCCAGCUAACCAAAUGAUAUAUACAUAAAAUAGCCGUUGAGCUUGUGAUCAAAUUUUCCCGCGAUGACCUGAGGUCUGUGGUAAAAUUGCAUGUACAUGUUAUGUAGGCUUAUCCGAAGGUUUGUGAUCAGACGUGAUUAAAUCGGGGAAGCAAGGUAUAGGUUAAAAUAAAUGACGUGACGCCUAGCCAAGAACCCUACAACUAGUCGUAGAAAGCUUACGUUUACACAGUUAUAGAUGAAAGCCGCACUGCGAAUGGGCCAAUUUGCUUCUAUUCCAACCACCAAUCAUAGUUCAGCUUUCAUUUGGGUUGACAUGUCCGGACGUGUCGACCAGCAGUGUAAACUAAAUGCAGAAACCUAACUGAUGGUUCAACAUGGGCAAAAGAAAGCCAGCCCUGGAGUUUGCUGAUAGCUGUUCCCAUAAUAAUGAGGAUCUCAAGCCUACAAGGCGAUCUCGUCGAAUUGGAAAUAUGCACCCGAAGCAGACAGAGCCGAGCACAGUUAUGGAUGGUGACAGCGAUGACGAUUUUGUCACACUGCUUCCAAGCAAAACAGCGGCAACGACAUCCGGUGACAACAGCUUGCUCCAGCGCAGUCAGAGGCAUCAGCAGCGGACCGAACUCAAGCACCAACAAGAGCGACAGACCCUUCAAAGAAGUGCAGAAGAAUUGAGACAACAGGAGGAAGAUGAUAUAAUGAGGGCCAUUGAGCUUAGCAAACUUGAGAUGGAGGCAGAGCAGUGGGGGUCUGAGUCCCAGGGUGACUGGCAAAGCGCAUUUCCUCUGGAAACCCGAGAGCGAGAAGGCAACAGCCGAUUACCACAAACCCCAAGCAAAUCUGUUCCCAACCGAUCCCAGGCAGCAGAUGCUCCUUCUCAAGAGCACUUGUCGGAGCCGAGUUUCCAAAGCAGUUUUAAAAAGCACUUGCUGACUGCAUGCAGAGGUUUAAAAGAUUACUUCGGUAUAAAGACCGAUCCGACUGACUCUGCAUCUUCCCCCUCAUCAGUCUUGAGUGAUGACUGUGAAGGGGAAACAACCCCGCUGAAAAUGGUGCAGUCCAAUACCAACGAUUGCAAUGAAUGGCAGGAUAUGAUGGACAGUGUAGACUGGGGCGAUCCAUCUCUGCCAACAGCGGUGGCAGGUAGUGAAAGAGGCACACCAGACAUGAACAACGACUCUGUCAGGGGAGGUGGAAAUGAAAGCCAAAAAGAUGAUAGUAGCCAACAUCAAAAUGACACCAACAUAUGCACACGUACCUCAGAUCGUUUACGGCUCCGCAAACGUCACAUUUGCAAGGGAGAUGAGCCUCAGCCAGAGCAACAGACCAAGGUGCGGAAGAUGCAGACUCCCCCCGACCCAGGCUCCCUGGAUCCGCUAGAGGAGUCUGGGGAGGAAGAAGAGGAGGUCAACGUGGUGAGCGACGAGGAGAUCAUGUCCGGCCAAGGUGGGCAGGAGAACCAUGACUCAAGCCAGAGUAGACGACAUCUUGAGGUCUAUCAACUGGUUGAUACCAGAAAGCCUAGAUGGAGGAAGCACCCGUUUUAUGCUCCUCGGAAUGUCAGCAAGACCUCCUACUCCAGAGUCAUCUACCAGCUGCUCCAGGCCUACUGCUGUCGACUGCGCCAAGCCCAGAUGCGGAUUCCGAAUAGGAUCAGCUGGGGCAACCCAGUUGUGACUGGUAACUGCUACAGCGACACACUGGUGCACCGUAAGCGGGGCAGCAGGGCUUGUGUCUUUUACGCUCCCAGUGACAGCGAGGAUGAAGGUGGGCCAUCGGUUCCAGGAAAAGCUGAAGGGCCUUUGAGGGGCAGACUGCAGAAAUGGAGGAAAAAACAGGUCGCUGACACUGACGACAACGCUGACUCAGACUUUGAGGAUUGUAUCCCCCUAGGCCGUCGCAGGGCACAAGGGCGCUCAAAGUUGGCUACUCAGGACGUUGUUGAGAUGCUGAAGCAGGAUGGUCGCUGCUUUGAGGAGGACAGGGCCGAUGAAACACUGUCACCAACAUUGGAACAACAGCAUAUGGAAACCCAGGAUUUUGCCACGAUAGCUGGAGAUGCUUCUAAGAGUGCUGGAUCGGAGUCUGAUUCUAGUCAGCCUAUAGUACGACCAUCUCCUUCACCCCUCAGUGUCCAUAAUCCUGAUGACAGCAAAACUUCUCAUGAUCAAACAGAUAGUCAGAGUAGCCUAACGGACGUCUUUCAAGCAUCCUCCAGUAACGAAACUAGUAGUGGGACGAAGAUGGCUGCAAGCAGCACAGGCCAAAAUUCUGGAACUCCUCAUAAGGGCCCGAGUACAAAGUCUAGUCUUGGUCGCAGGAAGGGCACUAACCAAGAGAGUGAGACUGGUAACGAGGAAGAUAGCUUUGUUGAGGAGAUACUUUCCUCAUGUAUCCCCAAAGCCACUUCACAUUUUGGUGAAAAUGGCCUGCAGAGAAAUCAUUCUGAAACCAAACGUGUGACCUGUCUCCCAGACAGCCAAUCCUUAGACCGUUCUAUGAUCAGAAAUACCAUAGCAUCUGCAGAUAAUGAAGAAAUUCUGCAUGGUCAGGAAGAAAGGGAGGAUGUAACUAGUCUUAGAGAAACAUCAUCUCCCACGUUAGGUCCUCAGAACAGUGCCAGGACUCUGGGUUCAUCAUUCGAAGAGCAGAGAUACCACUUUUAUAAGUCAGUGCCUGCAUUGCAGAGACUGAAGCAAUUUCGUGGGGAAGUGAAGAGAGAAGAGUGUGUUUCAGAUGCUGACAGUUCCUUGCAGGAUGGCAGUGUCCAAAGCUUUGUGGAGCUUUCCAGGACUGACAGCUCAGCAAAAUGUAGUCAGCAAAGUGAGAAUGACUUACCUGUAUCUCAUAGCAAACUUGAUAUCAAACAAGGAUUGAAUAAGCAGCAAAGAGAUGGUAAUGGUUUAAAGGAAAGUGUGCUCAAGAGACAGCCAUCUCCAUGUAGUGACAGGCAGCAAUCCUUGGCUAAUAGCAGAAGUGCCUUGAAGCCACAGGAGGAAUUGACAGAUGGUCAAAGUCCCAAGGAAGACAGCUCAGAAUGCCAUAGUUGUGCUAAGAAGCUUGAACCAGAUGAAUCUUGGGAUGAUGUAGAAGAUGGCCCAGCACAGCUUGAGGACGAAGAUUACGGUGGAGAAAGCAACGACUAUGAUAAGAGUGAAAAUCAGGACAGGGAUGAGAUGGCAUGGAGACAAGAAGAGGAAGAAGACAGUGUCCAGAGCAUCGACGAGGAGGAUGGGACAGUGAGAGCUAAUGUGGAGAAGGAGCAGGAUGCAGGUUUGGAUACAGAGAUGAGUGAACACGCAGAUGCUGGAGGGGAUGAAAUGUCCAAUGACACACAUCAGGGAGAAACAGAGGAAGAUGAUGAUGUUGGAUGCGAGGAAGAGGAGGACAUCAUUACAGUUGAAGACAGAGAUGAGGAUGCUGUUGAAGACACACGUCAUUCCACAAUGGUUGGCGUGGAAUGUCCCUUGUGCAGUGUUGACUAUCCCAUCGACCAAAUUGAAGCCCACGCUUCUGCAUGCUAUGGACCCAUAUCGCCCACACAGGAAGGAGAAAGAGUUGGAGGGCAGAAACCUGUUACAGACACAAGAGGAGCUUCGCCUACAAAUAAUGGUGGUGAAGGGUCAGCAGGACCGCCCAGAGCUGCGGGUCACAGGGACAAAACAGCAAAUGAAAAAGCUAAUUCAAGAAUCGUGAAGGGAGUAGCUGCCAGAAUUGUUCAGGAACAUGACCCAAAGGGGACUAUUCACCACACUCAGGACUCUUUAAUGAAGAGGUCAGACCCAGACCUGGAUCUUGAUGACGACAGCAGUGAGAGCUUCUCAGAGUCAGCAGACCAACUGGACGCCAGCCUCCUGCAGUUGGUCGAGGACAACAAGCUCCAGCUUCGCGAGAGGAAGAGAGUUAGGGUACCAGAUCGGCCGGCAAAACGGCCAAAACUGGACACUGCAGGGAAGAGUAGAGAUGAGACCAGCAGGAGUAAGGAAGAGACAGAAGUGUGCUUCAUCUGUAAUCAGCAAAUUCCCAAGACGGUCUAUGCUGAGCAUGUGCAGGAGGAGAUUGACCGUGUUGAGGCAGAGAACCAUACAGAAGACUCGGCAGUCCCACUUGGACGUGCCCUGCGGCGCAGGACGAUAGCCUCAUCUAGAGCGGCUGCUGGUGGAGAGUCUAGCCGGGAGGCCGAGAAUAGCAUAGACCAGUCAGUCACCGCAAGUGGUAUGAGCCCUGCCACCUCCUGGGAUGGGGACUCACAAUCAUCAGAUGAUGAUGACAGCUCGCAGACAGCACUGGAAGAUGCUAUCUUUAAUCCCCGGGUAAGCCAAUCACCAAUCAAGGCCUUCCGACCAAUCAGCAAGCAGCCCAUGAGCUUGAUUGACUUCAAGAACCAGUUCAACAGCAGUGGGGACACCAAGUGGACUGGCAUCGCCGCCAGCUCUGCAAGGGGGAAAAGUGUGAGGCGUGGGCGUGGGAGAGGAGGCAGAGGGGGGAAAAUGAAACAAAGCAAGAAACGCCGAAGGUUUCUGAAAAAGUAAUGUUUGAAUUACUUUUGAAAGUCCACUCUAAAAUGAGUAGACAUUUGCAUAUAACAAGGAUUGUCUGUACAGUUCAAAUCUUUUUACAUUGGUGAAACUGACGGAAGUACAAUCCCACUAUAAUUUGAAAUAUAUGUGUGCUUUCCCCAACAUUGAAAAUUUCAUUUUCCUGGACACUGUUUGCAGAGCCUCAUGUUUGUUUAUUUGUGUGUGUGGGGUGAAAAUCAACCUGUUUGUUUAUUGUGAAUUCAGGCCCUAACUGAUAAUCGAUAUUAUAACAUGUAGCAAACAUUUUGCACCCUAAAUAAUCUGAUGAAACAGUUCUGUACACUUCUUAUGUGUUGAAGUUACAGAGGCCUCGUGAAAAUUGUGAAAAAAUCUUCAGAUGAGUAAUCACAGAUCAAGAUUUCCAGUCACAGAUCUUCACUUGCUGUUGUAGAUGUGUGUAAAUUUGGACUUCAGUUGAGUUCAUAAUGGCAGUUGUUGCUCUUCAAGUAUUGUUUUUCUUGUAGUUAUGUAUGCAGUACUCUGUACUUGCAAAGACAUAUACUGGUAUAUGACAUUACCGAUGGAAUUUUAAAAAAGCAGUUGCCCAAAAGAACAGGUCAGCGACAUAUUUUACCCCCAAAUCAUUUUUCUUUUUGAGGGGAAAAACAAGAUGCUGACUAUAUUCAGGUUUACAUAAUUAUGCUGAACUCUUACAUGAUGACAGUAUUUAGUUUGACAAUUUUUAAAUGGAUUUAUGAUUAUGGACCAGUCUUUAUGCAUGUUGUUCUAUUUAUCAAAAAUGCCAAAUAAAUGGAAUAGUUUGCAGGA
Molecule: messenger RNA, 5352 nt
Organism: Acanthaster planci (crown-of-thorns starfish)
Lineage: Eukaryota; Metazoa; Echinodermata; Asteroidea; Valvatida; Acanthasteridae
Biological process (GO): positive regulation of DNA repair; double-strand break repair
Cellular component (GO): BRCA1-A complex
Molecular function (GO): histone binding; K63-linked polyubiquitin modification-dependent protein binding
Source: RefSeq, a predicted model, not a curated record